AUGUCCAAGACCGCGCAAAAACGUUUGCUCAAAGAACUACAGAAAUUGACGAAGGAUAGUCCCGAAGGAAUCCUUGCAAGUCCAGUUGAUGAUUCGAACUUGUUCCAAUGGGAUUGUCUCAUCAUGGGUCCUCCAGACUCGUGCUACGAGGGCGGUGUUUUCAACGCCAGAUUGGACUUCCCCAAGGACUAUCCCUUGAACCCUCCAAAACUCACGUUCCAGCCAAGCAUUCUCCAUCCAAAUAUCUACCCUAACGGCGAAGUAUGCAUAUCCAUCUUGCACUCGCCCGGAUCAGACCCAAACAUGUAUGAACAUGAGUGCGAGAGAUGGUCGCCCGUGCAAAGUGUCGAGAAGAUUUUGCUCAGCGUCAUGAGCAUCUUGAGCGAGCCAAACAUCGAGUCCGGGGCCAACAUCGAUGCCUGCAUUCUCUGGAGAGACAACAGGCCCGAAUUCGAAAGACAGGUCAAGUUGAACUUGCUCAAGUCCUUGGGUUUCUAA
Messenger RNA from Kluyveromyces marxianus DMKU3-1042, 498 nucleotides. It is a transcript of the gene UBC7, whose product is annotated as E2 ubiquitin-conjugating protein UBC7. Gene Ontology annotation, cellular component: endoplasmic reticulum; cytosol. Lineage: Eukaryota; Fungi; Ascomycota; Saccharomycetes; Saccharomycetales; Saccharomycetaceae. The transcript has a single exon. Bases 1 to 498 code for a protein of 165 amino acids. The record is from RefSeq and is a predicted model, not a curated record.